CGGAAAACGGGUAACUUGGCUCAACGCCAGUAGAAGCCAGUUUAUGUCCGUUUGCCUGUGCGCUGUGAACGCGAGUGAAGCUCCUUUGGUGAUCUUGAAGCUCGUCGACAAUUAAAAAGUUAUUGAUAACAAAAGGAAUUGGAUUCGGGAUCGAUGAUUUCCAGUCGUCGAUCGAAUUUAAGGAGAUAUUGGAUUUGUUUAAAUAAGGGAAAUCGACUUUUAUCAAAACGGCGCAAAAGAAGCUGUAUAAUUAUAUUCUUCAGGGAUUAAUUGUAAGAUGGGUGCCGGGAGCAGCAGCUUGCCGGUAAACCAGCACCGAACGUGGAGUGUUGAGCCACCACCGCUACCAGCACCACCAUUUCUCACUGGUUGUAGGUCGCCAUCUUCAGAAACCUCCACAAUUACUCGCGAUAUCGAAGUUGCAGCUGAAGAUGUUGCGAAUAAAGCGAGCAGUGCAGCUUUCGACGGACCUGACUCGCAGGGUCCAAGUCCAUAUACGACUUUAAGACGAAAAGGAUGCUGGCAGCCCGAAUCCCUACCACCAAGUUCACGAAAUUCACGUCAAGAUUCCUUGUUAGCAUACGCACCAGAGAUAGUAGGUUGGCCACCGACAGGAAGAAUGGCGACAGAAGAACAGCAAGAAAGAUUGGAUUUGACGCGAACAGUAUCUCAUCUAGCAGCAGCCACGCAGCAAUUAGCUACUGCCCAAAAUGUCACUCUAAUGCACCUGGAGUCCGUUUAUGAUGAACUAAAAAGAGAAAGAGAAGGUCGAAGAGCAGUUUUGGAGAGAAGGCAAAAAUGGGUAGAGAAAGAAGCAAAUAAGAAUUACGAUCAACACAUGAGAGGAUUAGAUUAUCAAGUAACUAAUUUAGAUACUCUAUCUAACGAAAGAUUGUCCUCUCAAAAUCAAAGAAAAAUUCUAAGAAAUUUAGAUACCGAUCUGAGAGACCAUCUUGAUAAUGCAGCACAGAGUCUACGCGAGGAAACUGAUGAUAAUUUCGCAGAAAAUGUUUUUGAUCAUGAAGAUCAAGGGGAAUUUACUCCAAAGAUGCGUCAAGACUGCUAUCCCACUUUGGAUCAUGACGAGGAUAGUGAUAAAAGAAAAAUUCAAAGGCAUGCUUGUCUUAUAGGUAAAAAGACUGUAGCUUCGAAAUUGGCUAGGAAGUUUAAAAAGUUUGAUCAAGUUGCAGGAAACAGUUCUUGUAGAAGGGUGACUAUUGCCAAAAACGAGACAGAAGUGCAUGAUAAGAAAUUAUUGAAGGAUGAAAACUACCAGGAUUCAAGAAAUCGAAACGAAGAAGCACCACUCGAUUUGCGUUCGGAAAGACUUAUUCAUAAAAUCGCGAAACUAGGUACAAGGAAGCGCCCCUUACAUAAAAACGAACGAAUGAAUAGAGAUGGUGUUAGUUUUUUGGAUUUAGGAUAUGAUGAUUUGACUGAUGUUCAAGAAGUUGAUGACUCAAGGGAUCGGUUAAUAAAUGCAAGACUGAAGAAUCAUUUGGAGGCUCAGCAACGAGUGAUAGAUAAACUAAACGAAGAUUAUGAGGUAUCUAAACAGGAAUAUAAAUUAACCGAAGAUAGCCUCGUCGAACGCACAGAACAAAUAAGUCAGCUUUCAAAGAAGCUCGACUUAUCGAAACAAGAAAUAGUAAGGCUAUUAAAAGAACUUGAGACAUUCCAAUAUGAAAAGGCUGCUACUGAUACCAAGAUUUCCAACUUGGAACAGGAUCUUUUAAAGAAAGAUAGAAUCAGAAGAGAAGAAUCUGAUGAGACUAAUUCACUAAGGUCAAUGUUGUUAGAAGAAUCUUCUGACAAGAAAAAGUGUUUGAAAGAAUUAGAAGAUGCAAAGGAGGAAAUAAAGAAGCUAAAGCAGAUGAUUGAACCUGAUAAGGACAAUAGAAACUUGCCAAAUCCAGGGACAUCACAACCAGAAGAUUCAACGAAUAACAUAGUUGUAGUUGGAGAGGAGUUCAAAAAGGAACUGAUCUUAAAACGCGAAGCACGCCAACGCGCGAUUGCAGCAGUUUCUUCAGAAAUGGAACGACUUCGAAAAGAAUUAGAUGCUGAAAAAGUUGCACACUCAGAAACUUCAAAGAUUUUGCAACUGUUGAAAUCUGCUCAGUCUCAACCUCUUGCUCCAGCCACAGAUAAAGAUGAAUCUAAUACACAAAUCUGUAAGCGUUGUUCAGAUGAUUUAUCUGAAAAAGUGGAUAAUGUUGAUACCAAUUUGAAGGAAGAAAUUGAAGAAGACGAAGAAUCUGGAUGCUCGGAGGCUAUGCGAUUAUCUGAUCUUUUGAAGAUUUCAGAUGAAGUGAUGAACAACAUUCGCUUCCAGUUAGAAAAGGCUGAAGAUCUUUACUAUCAACUCGACAACUUACCUGAAGUUCACAAGGAUCGAAUCUUAUCGUUAAAGAAGUUAGCAGAUGAUAUGCGUGAAACGCUGAGAUCUAGGGAGCGACAAGUGAGCGAUCUGAAAGAUCGCUUAUCGCAGAUUUUGGUCAGACUUGGAAACCGAACAUUUCUCGACUGUACAGAUGACAUACGGUUAGAACAUAAUCGUCAAUUUGAAGAUCUUCUGAAUUUGCGACGUCUUUACGAAGAACGUUCAAAAGUUUUAACGUAUUUGAAGGACUCGGCAAUUAGAGAUUUAAAAGAUGUCAAGAGUGAAUUGAGAACUUCAAAGAAUAAUAAUGAAAUUUUGGAAGAAGAAUUGAAGAAAGCUGAAGAAAAGAUGGACGUUCACGAUGCGGAAGUUUCUAAUCUUGAAUCCCAGUUGGGUCUUUCCAAAGCUGAUUGUAGGGAUUUGCAAAAUCAGAUGUCCGUUAUUAACAAACUUUUCACACAAAUGCUACUCGGUGCUUCUUCGGCCGAUAUGGAUCUUGAUCGAUUGACUCAAUUAUUACAAGAGAAUCAUGAUUUGAUCAGCGAUAUGACCCGAGAUAGUGGUACGGAGGCUGCAGCUUUACCAAAAUUGCUCCUUGAUCUGAUAGAACAAGUAGAGGGUGGCACCAAAGAAGGAAAAAAUAAUGCUAAUGCAUACAAUGAUGAAAAGAAAGAAGAGGAUGAUCUCCAAGAAGAAAAUAUUGCCCACAAUUUACCUAAGGUGUGGCGUGUUUUAUUGGAACUGAUACGUUGCCACGCGGCAGAAACAUCAGCUACAUCUGUAGCUUCAUCAUCUGCUUCUGAUUGUUGCUAUAAAUCUGUCGAUACACCAACUGGUCCGCAAUUAGUUAUCUCUGUUAGCAAGACUUACAUUCGUCUGAAAGACCUCAUUGUCGAGAAGAAAAGCCUAGAAAAGGAAAUGAAUCGUAUGAAACAAUUGAAUAGCCAUCUGGAGGGAAAAUUGGUUGAGCAGGAAAAGCGACUUUCGACUGUAUCCGAUGAACUAACAAAGACAUGGACCAUAGUGGAUCGGAUGCAAGCCCAACAUCAACAGCUUCACACUCAUGAGAAAAUUUUAAGAUACGAAUUGCAGCAAAAAAGAAAAAUGCUGCAAGAGUUGAAACAAGAAUUGGAAUAUUGCAGAGAGAAAUGGGAGUCAGCUAGACAAAAGAACAAUAAAACUGAAAUUGAGUGGAGGAGUUUACGUCGAGAGUUUGCUGCUAGAAAAGCUUUGUCACACGCAGAUUCGCUGAAUAAUAGUGCUGAAAGUGGUUUCAGUGAUGAACGGGAUGAUGAAUCUGAUGAAGAGGUUGAAGAUGAAGAUGAGAAGCUAGGAAAAAGAGUAAGAAUUAUUGGAUCUCGGAAAAGAAGUCGAAAGGAAAAUUCAAGAGCUGCGACACCUGAUACAGAAUCUGAGCAACCCACCGACACUGAAGUAUCGGAAUCAAAAACAGUUUCGUCUAGCACGUCUGAGCAACAGGUCCUCGAAGAAGAAAGUAUAGAAGAAGUAACAAAUAUUACUGAUGAAGAAUCUGUUCCAGUAAUUAAUGCAGUUUUAGAAACCGAAGUCUUGAAUCCCUUGGAUAGAGCAUUGAGCAACGUCAUUCAAAAUUUAAUAAAAAUAGAUGAAACUUCAUUUACAAACAGCAGUAACGUGGAAGGAAAUGAACCAGAAAAAUCAGAAUUAAUGACACCUGGUCCCUCAUCGGCUUCAGGAUCUCAAAAAUCUACAGGUCACAAGAAGAAAAGUCAUAAAAGGAUGGCUAAGGAUUGGACACCACAAACAUCUUACGAGUUUGAGGACAUAGAAAAUGCCGCUAAAAGAGUGUUUCGAAUUGAGCACAAUUUACAGAAGGCUAAUGAAAAUUUAACUUCUUCACAACAAAAAGAAGAACCAGUUAUUAAAUCAGAUGCGUCCUCGACAUCAAAGGAUAAUUCAAUAUCAGUUCCACUCUCAUCCGUUUUUUCUAUUGGACCAUUUCUUGCAAAAGAUGCUGAGAGUAACAAAUCUGUUGCCUUGAAAGCCGAAAAUUCAUCACUCUUCACAACCAAUGUUAGUGGAAAUGGCUCCUUAACAGGUGAAAAACCAAUUAUCGCUGAACCAGCAAGUGAGAAUGAAAGUCCAAGAUUAGACAUCAUUGUUGAUGAUAAUACUUCUAUAAAUCCGCCAUUGAGCGCAGAGGAAAUCAACGAAGUUAAACCUGAAGAAUUUCUCAAACAUUCUGAAUCUGAUAAUCAGUUGGUUGUCACUUCCUCAACAUCCAGAAGUCCAGAUGAUGUUUUCGCUGCUCGUGCAGCCCGUUUGAAGCGUCUGGAAGAGCAAGCUGAUUGGCUUGUGAAAAAAAUGAACGCAACUAGUCAAAGAGGAUCAGCCCUGAGUACUAGACUUGAAGAACUUCAUGAAACGUACGGAUCAUCUCCUGGUCCACCACCAAUGCCUGAUGUAUUACCAAGUUUUAGAUUGCAAACUGAAAUUAGUUUGAAUCCCCAGGAAUCACCUACGACUUCCUCUCAAAUUGCUCUUCCUUCAGUGAGAAAAGACGUUGAAGAACCAUCCACUCUAGAUGAUGUACCUUGAGUACUUCACAAUAUAAUGACAAAGAUGAUAUUGAUUAUGGAGAUGAUGAUGAUGAUCUAGUCAGAAUCUAGUCAGAAGUUGGAUAGGGUAAAGGAGGUUGUUCUUGGUGAAAUGGAAGAUUUCUUUCCAACAUAUGAGAAAUUAGUGCAUAAGAUGAUGAUUAUACUGUCCUUCUUGGUUAGUUAGCGCAAAGUUAGCAUUUUGCGAAAAAAGACGACUUUGAAAGCUAAUUGUAAUACCUAUUUACUUAUCAUUUUUGUGAGCGUAUCGAUGUCGAUUUUCUGUAGCAUUGUUGUGUUUUUAUAUAAAAUAUAUAUAAAAAAAAACAGUU
Messenger RNA from Belonocnema kinseyi, 5291 nucleotides. Its product is annotated as myosin-7. The transcript has 15 exons. Lineage: Eukaryota; Metazoa; Arthropoda; Insecta; Hymenoptera; Cynipidae. The coding region runs from base 278 to 4960 and encodes 1560 amino acids. The record is from RefSeq and is a predicted model, not a curated record.